AUGAAAAUAUUCAGCUCAAUACAAGCCUUUACCGCAUGCUUCGCAGGUUUCGCACAUGGCGCUAAUGACGUUGGGUCAGUCUGUAUUUUCGUUCUCACAAUACGGCCAAACGCAAUAGCACCACUGACAACGUUACUGUCGAUUUACGUUAACUUGGAUAUUCGACAACAUGGUGAAACACCCAUUUACGUUCUUCUCUAUGGUGUACUGGCGAUAUGUGUUGGCCUAGUAGCGUUAGGACAUCGUGUCAUUCAAACUGUUGGCACCGAUAUGUCCACCAUCAAUGCCGCCAGUGGAUUUACGAUUGAGUUUGGUGCAGCUGUGACUUCCCUAUCCGCUAGCAAGCUUGGUUUGCCAAUUAGUACAACUCAUUCUUUGGUUGGAAGUGUAUUAUUUGUUGGGAUGAUACGCUCGAGGAGAGGAGUGGACUGGAGGAUAUUCACUAAUAUUGCCUUGUCGUGGAUUUUAACUUUACCCAUCUCAGGUCACUUUUACUUAUUCAUUCUUUUACAGGCUUCCUAUCCGCUGGAUUGA
Gongylonema pulchrum is the source of this 534-nucleotide messenger RNA. The record is from the annotation of a GenBank genome assembly. NCBI's taxonomy places the organism in Eukaryota, Metazoa, Nematoda, Chromadorea, Rhabditida, Gongylonematidae.